AUGACCUCUUCAAUCGGCGACAUGGAGCCCGCGGAGGCAGAGUCCGCGUACUUCAAUGAAUACCCACCUCCCAAGACCCUCCCCAAUCUGGAAGCACUGGCCCGCGCCUUUAUCGAGCGCCAUGUCGAAGCUAACCGGCGAGUGGUCCUGGUGACAUCUGGUGGAACAACGGUACCUCUGGAGGCGCAAACAGUGCGAUUUAUCGACAACUUCUCCGCCGGUACCCGUGGUGCUACCUCCGCAGAGUACUUCCUCGAGCAAGGAUAUGCGGUCAUCUUCCUGCACCGCCAGUACAGUCUCCUGCCGUACUCGCGGCAUUACAGCCACUCCACGAAUUGUUUCUUGGAUUUCAUGGACGAGGCUCCUCCUACCUCCGAAUCUGAAAACCCCGACCAUGGCCGUAUCGUUGUCCGCAGCGAAUACCAGGAUGAGAUGCGCGAUGUGCUCCGCAAGUAUCGUUAUGCGAAGCAGAAUAACUUGCUCCUCUUGUUGCCUUUCACCACCGUUUCGGAAUAUAUGUUUGAGCUGCGGUCAUUAGCAAAGCUGAUGCGGCCGCUUGGCCCCAAUGCACUCUUCUACCUCGCGGCGGCAGUUAGUGAUUUCUUCAUUCCGCGUCAUCGCAUGGCCGAGCACAAAAUCCAAUCUUCUGAGAUUCCAGCCAACUUCUCAGAUGAAAGUGCCGUUGCGUCGGACGAGGCCGUUGCGUCGGACGAUAUCUACACCGGCGAGAACGAACCUGAACCACCCAAGAGCGGCAAGAAGCUGGUCGUCAACCUCGACCCUGUCCCCAAGUUCUUGCACCGCCUUGUCGACGGCUGGGCCCCCGAGGGAAGCAUGGUCGUAUCAUUCAAGCUGGAGACAGACCCUUCGCUGCUUGUGUAUAAGGCCAAGACCGCACUCCAGCGGUACUCACAUCACCUGGUCAUCGGUAAUCUGCUGUCAACGAGGAAGUGGGAGGUUGUUUUCAUUACGCCAGACCCGCCAUAUGAGCGAUGGAUUCGCGUCCCCAAAGCUCGGCGCAGCAAGAGUAUUUCUGGCGUGGAGGAUCAAGUUGGACUUGCCGAGAUCAAGAAGGGUGGUUCUGCGACAAGUGCGGAGGCAGAACAGCCACCGUCAGAACACUCUGGCAAUAAAAUUGAAAUUGAGACUAUCAUCAUCCCAGAAUUGGUCAAGUUGCAUGAAAAUAUGAUCAAGAAGAAGACAAAUGCGUCAUAA
Molecule: messenger RNA, 1215 nt
Organism: Penicillium daleae
Lineage: Eukaryota; Fungi; Ascomycota; Eurotiomycetes; Eurotiales; Aspergillaceae
Product: phosphopantothenate--cysteine ligase CAB2
Exons: 1
Coding region: 1-1215 (404 amino acids)
Biological process (GO): coenzyme A biosynthetic process
Cellular component (GO): nucleus; cytoplasm
Molecular function (GO): phosphopantothenate--cysteine ligase activity
Source: RefSeq, a predicted model, not a curated record